Molecule: messenger RNA, 2202 nt
Organism: Labrus bergylta (ballan wrasse)
Lineage: Eukaryota; Metazoa; Chordata; Actinopteri; Labriformes; Labridae
Gene: trip13
Product: thyroid hormone receptor interactor 13
Biological process (GO): reciprocal meiotic recombination; meiotic recombination checkpoint signaling
Cellular component (GO): chromosome; nucleus
Molecular function (GO): ATP hydrolysis activity; ATP binding
Source: RefSeq, a predicted model, not a curated record
ACGUAUUUCCGGUGUACAGAAUCAGCGCGCUGGAUUUGAGAGUCGGCUUACUGACAGCGCAGCGUACUGUCGAUAGUGUCCUGGGAUUCACAACUUUGGUCAAUACAAGUUGACAAAUUUGACAUCGUGAAUGAUUUAAGUUUUACAGGAAUGGAGGGUGACAGAAUGGAGAUCCAUGUGGAGGUCCAUGUUAAAUCUCAAUCCACAGCCAAACUAUCUGAGGUGAAGUUGCAUGUUCUGGCUCUGCUGAAUCGACACAGCAUGGUUUUCGGGAACUACAGAUGGGCAGAGUUUGAUGAAGACUUCUUGCAGAGAAAUGUAGAAAGUGUGUCCCUUGUUGAUUUGGAGGCGAUAAUAACACAGCCCCUUGACUUAAAGACCUGCUCUGUCUCCGUUCACAUCUUCACUCUGAAUGAGGAUGGACCCAGCACCCUCAGCUUGGAGGACGACGAGGAGCUUUCAGCAGCCAAUCACUGGUUGCUGCCUGCUGCUGAAUUCCACGGUAUCUGGGAGAGUCUGGUGUAUGAGAGUGGAGUCAAAACUGAGCUCCUGGAUUACGUCACAACAACAAUUUACUUCUCAGACAAAAAUGUCGACAGCAACCUGAUUUCAUGGAACCGUGUUGUACUGCUUCAUGGACCCCCAGGCACCGGGAAAACAUCCCUGUGCAAAGCUCUUGCCCAGAAGCUGUCAAUCAGACUGUCGAGUCGGUAUUCAUAUGGGCAAUUUGUGGAGAUAAACAGCCACAGCUUGUUUUCAAAGUGGUUCUCAGAGAGCGGUAAACUGGUCACAAAGAUGUUUCAAAAGAUCCAACAACUGAUUGAUGACAAAGAUGCUCUCGUUUUUGUCCUGAUUGAUGAGGUGGAGAGUCUGACAGCAGCUAGGAAUGCCUGCCAGGCGGGAACGGAGCCCUCCGACGCCAUCCGAGUGGUCAACUCCGUCCUCACACAACUGGAUCAGAUCAAACGACAUUCCAACGUUGUGAUCCUGACGACCUCCAACGUGACAGAAAAGAUCGACUUGGCGUUUGUGGACAGAGCCGACAUCAAGCAGUAUAUCGGACCUCCAUCGGAGAAGGGCAUCUACAACAUCUACCUCUCCUGCCUGGAGGAGCUCAUGAAGUGCCAGAUCAUCUACCCCCGGCAGCAGCUGUUCACCAUGUUUGAGCUGGAAACGAUGGGCUUUGCAAAGAGCGAGGUGUCCGAACACAGUCUGAACCUGAGGAGCAUAGCUCUAAAAAGUGAAGGUUUGAGUGGAAGAGCGCUCAGAAAGUUACCAUUUCUUGCCCAUGCACUGUUCGUAAAGACGCCGACUGUGACUCUUGAGAGGUUUCUGGAGGCAAUGGAUCUAGCAGUGGAUAAACAGAAGGAGGAAAAGGCCAACCUGGUCAACGCAGUCUGAACACAUUACAAAGGCCAAAAGGCCGACACAUGAUUGUUCUUAACUCUCCAAUACCUUGUUAUGUUUAUUUUGUAACAUUUGUCUCCUUUUUAUAAAGCUUUAUGAAUCCUUGUGGUAGCACCAUGUUGAAUGAAUUGUCAUGUAAUGGUUUUAACAGUUGAUAUCAAUAACACAAGUGGUUCAGGCUGUUCUGUUGGUGCUCCUUAUUUAAAAAACCCAAAGUCCAUGUGUUUGUUUCAGUCAGGGAGUUUGGUUUAACCCCAAGUGUUUACUCUUCUUGUUUUCAAAGUGAUAUUUUUAUGUAACAUUCAACUUUAACCUUACAAGCUCUUUUGCUUCUUUUUUUUUCUCUCCACUUGUGGCGGUUGCUUUUUAGUCCUGAUUUCUCUGCUCACACAUCAGCUCAGUCUGCCGAUUCUGUCCGAGACAUUGGUGUUGUAGCUUCUCGGACAGAAAUGAAUGGGAGUCCCAUAGAUUCAGAUUACCUGAGUGUUGUGUUGCAUUUAAAGGAACUUCAUUUCUUACAUACAUGUUGCUAACUCACUAAGAUACCUCCAUUCAAAGGAUCCCUACAACACGCUGAUGUUCAUGUUCAUAUCGACUUAAUGUCGAAAAAGUCAGCUGAUUCUUAGAAAUGCACGUUUUGUGCUCUGUUUUUGAGUUGUGCUUAAAAGGGAUCCUAUCAGUUGAUCAUCUGUUUAAAAUGUAUUUGUAGGUUCAGCUAUUUAUUCUAACAUCAUUCCUCUUCUAAUGCUCAUUAUUAUUUUGUAUAUAACAUUGUAAUAAAUAUCCUUGUCUAUG